Molecule: messenger RNA, 2278 nt
Organism: Vollenhovia emeryi
Lineage: Eukaryota; Metazoa; Arthropoda; Insecta; Hymenoptera; Formicidae
Product: zinc finger protein Elbow
Exons: 2
Coding region: 456-1967 (503 amino acids)
Biological process (GO): negative regulation of DNA-templated transcription
Cellular component (GO): nucleus
Source: RefSeq, a predicted model, not a curated record
UUAGUCGCGAGUAGAGUCUCACCGCGUCAACGUGUCGGGGAUACAUCGCGAGCCGGCGCUACUGUGCGACGCGAGAGAGGGAGGGCCGUUUUCUUUCUUUUUUUCCUUUCGCCUGUCGUGAAAACAAAGAAAAAAAAAAAGAACGGCGCUUGUGCAACGCGAGCGAGGGUGCUAGCGUCUCCCUUUCUCCCCCCCGCCCCGUAUGGCUUGGUGCUUGUGCGAAAAAAGGGUGCGUGCCGAGUACAAGUGAACCGCUCGUCGCCGAAAACAGCCCGCAGGCCUGGGUGCAUGGCUUCGCGUCCGAGAGUGCCACCGUUGUUUCAUCGCUGCGACGAGUGUGAGACGGGAACAAGUGCGACGGCGGUUGUUGGAUCGCCGAUGAGCCGUCGAGUGUGAUAGAAAAAGUGGUGCUCUCGUACACGGCCGACGGCGCGAGCGAGGAUCGACCGCGAAAGAUGCUGACGUCCAGCGCGAAUCAGUAUCUCCGUCCUGAUCAUUACCUCACGCCGCUACCUACUACGCUGGAUGCGAAGAAGAGUCCACUCGCGCUGCUCGCACAGACCUGUAGUCAGAUAGGAGCGGAUCCACCGUCCAACAAAUCGUUAUUAAGUUCCUUGGACAAGACAUCGAGCAACAGAUCAUCCAAAACUACGGAGCAAUCUCGCGACAAGUCCUCGCCGGCGGCGACGGCGUCAACGACGGUGCCAACGUCGGCGAGCGAGUCCGCGAAGACCAGCUUCAAGCCGUACGAAUCCUGCCUGGGACGUGAGAAAGCGUGCACGCCAGACGAGUCGCGAUCGACAUCGAGCGGCCACUCGACGUCCGGCCGCUCGAGGACACCUGGCAAUAGCAGCAAACGAUGCCCGAGCAAUCAGAGUGUAGCGUCGACGCGCGCGGUCACCCCGCAAGGUAGGAAGACGGCGACACCGAACGGCGAGGUCGCGCGGGACUCGCCGGCCUCGAGAAGCUCGGCGCCCUUGGUGCCGUCGAGCACAGCGGACACUUCCGCGAGUCAGCCGGCCGUGAGCAGUCCCUCGUUACAAGCGAAACCCGCCUAUAGUCCCGUCAGCGUGCUGGCGAUGGCCGAUCCAUCUAUCAAGGAUCUCCCAUUGGGCACGUUCAAGCCCGGCGUCAGUCUACCAGUCUCCACCGCUGCCUACUUGGGCUACAACCCCAGUCAACUGCCCAUCGACGUGAUGGCCAACUCGCUUAUGUCCCACCACGCCGCCCUAAAGAACGGUAUCAACCCUUAUCUUUACGCGCGGCUCAAGACCACCGGCGGACCCGCAGAGAGCCUGAUGCCGAUAUGCCGCGAUCCCUUCUGCACCGGCUGCCAACUGAACUCGCACCUACUGUCGAGCCCCGCGACGGCCGCAGCGGUGGCCGGCAUCGCCAAUGGCAAAUUGCCGUCGGGCGCGAGCGCGACGCCGGGCUCCUGUCCGGCCGGGUGCGCUCAGUGCGAUCACAAGCCCGGCAGCGUUUCGCCCUAUAGCUCGCUCGGCGCGGUCUACGCGCACGCGCAGCUGGCCGCGUUGGCCGCCGGCACGCAGCUACCCUAUGUGUGCAACUGGAUCGCGGGCGACACCGCGUACUGUGGUAAGAGGUUCACCACGUCCGAGGAGCUGCUGCAGCAUCUCAGGAAUCACACGAGCGUGUCGGCGAGCGGCGGCGCGACCGACCCCGCCGCGCUGUCCCUGCUGCCCGGGCCACCCCCGGGGCUCCAUCCGACUCAUCCUCUGUUCGCGAGGUCCUACCCUACGCCACCCUUGAGCCCACUCGCCACCGCGCGCUAUCAUCCCUAUGGGAAACCCUCGCCGCUCCUGACGCCGUCUCUGCAGACACUCGGUCUGCCGCUUCCGCCGCCGCCACCGCCGCCGCAUCCGCACGCGACCGCCGGACUGGCUUAUUUCUCGCCGUAUUCCAUCUACGGGUCUCGUCUAGGUGCCACCUCCGGGAUGCAUCAAUGAGUUUCCGGCAGCGAGGAUUUCCGCGAGACGAAUGUGCGAGCGAACUGUGAUUCUGCUACGGAUUCGAAUACGUGAGGAGCAUCUCUUUCUAUUACGCGGUGCUUUCGUCACAGAAUCUCGUAUGGGAAAUCUGGAUUCGUAGAACGGAUACCGAAGCGGUAGGAACGUUUUUCGAUUAUACUAUGCGAUAGUAUACUCAGUGCGUCUUCCGCGAGCCGUACAGUCGCGAGCAGAAUGAUUGCGAGACUGUUUUUUUUAAAUAAAUGAGUUUAGAAACGCGCAUUUAGACUUUGGAACAUAUACAAGGUGUU